UUCAGAACCCGGAAGUGCGAGGCCGAGGAGAGCCACGUGGGUCGAGCUGGGGCGCAGCUCGCAUGGGGGAGUCUAUCCCGCUGGCCGCCCCGGUCCCGGUGGAACAGGCGGUGCUGGAGACGUUCUUCUCUCACCUGGGUAUCUUCUCUUACGACAAGGCUAAGGACAAUGUGGAGAAGGAACGAGAGGCCAACAAGAGCGCGGGGGGCAGCUGGCUGUCGCUGCUGGCGGCCUUGGCGCACCUGGCCGCGGCCGAGAAGGUCUAUCACAGCCUCACCUACCUGGGGCAGAAACUAGGGGGCCAGUCUUUCUUUAGCAGGAAGGAUUCCAUCCGCACCAUCUAUACUUCGUUGCAUAACGAGCUGAAGAAGGUGGUGACUGGCCGUGGUGCCCUGGGUGGGACUGCUCCUCACGUGGAAGAACUCCUUUCCCACCUGUCAGAGCAGCUCUGCUUCUUUGUUCAGGCUCGGAUGGAGAUUGCAGACUUCUAUGAGAAGAUGUACACCCUCAGCACACAGAAGUUCAUCAAUGCUGAAGAGCUCGUUGGCCUUUUGGAUGCCAUCCUGAAAAAAUACAGCUCCAGAUUUCACCACCCAAUCCUCAGUCCUUUGGAAAGCAGUUUCCAGCUGGAAGUUGAUGUCCUGUGUCAUCUCCUGAAAGCCCAGGCCCAGGUCUCAGAGUGGAAGUUCCUCCCGUCUCUGGUUAAUUUACACAGUGCGCACACCAAACUGCAGACCUGGGGCCAGAUCUUUGAGAAACAGCGGGAGACCAAGAAACAUCUGUUUGGAGGGCAGUCUCAGAAGGCCGUGCAGCCUCCACACCUUUUCCUUUGGCUGAUGAAACUCAAAAACAUGCUUCUUGCCAAGUUUAGCUUUUACUUUCAUGAGGCUCUGAGCCGACAAACGACUGCUUCAGAAAUGAAAACGUUGACAGCAAAAGCUAACCCAGACUUUUUUGGAAAGAUUUCCAGCUUCAUCAGAAAAUAUGAUGCUGCCAAUGUGUCCUUAAUUUUUGACAACAGAGGUUCUGAGAGUUUUCAGGGUCAUGGUUAUCACCACCCCCAUUCCUACAGAGAGGCCCCUAAGGGUGUGGACCAGUAUCCAGCUGUAGUGUCUCUGCCCAGCGACAGGCCAGUCAUGCACUGGCCCAAUGUCAUCAUGAUCAUGACGGACCGCACAUCUGAUCUGAACAGCUUGGAAAAAGUGGUCCACUUCUAUGACGACAAAGUUCAGAGUACCUACUUCCUAACCCGCCCGGAACCUCACUUUACCAUUGUUGUCAUUUUUGAGUCAAAGAAAUCUGAGAGAGACUCCCACUUUAUUUCCUUCCUCAAUGAGCUCUCACUUGCCCUUAAGAACCCCAAAGUGUUUGCAAGUCUGAAACCUGGAUCCAAAGCCAGAAUACAUCUACAAAGAGAAAUUCACCUCCAACUAUUUAGUACCUUGAAGUACAGUUCAUAUGGAAUGGAUGGAUAAGUCUUUGAUUCUUUUGCUUUUCUUUAUUUUAUUUAUUUAUUUAUUUUUGGGGAUGGAGUUUUGCUCGCUCUUGUUGCCCAGGCUGGAGUGCAAUGGCACGAUCUCAGCUCACCACAAUCUCCGCCUCCAGGGUUCAAGUGAUUCUCCUGCCUCAGCCUCCUGAAUAGCUGGGACUACAGGCACGCGCCACCACGCCCAGCUAAUUUUUGUAUUUUUAGUAGAGUUGGGGUUUCACUGUGUUGGCCAGGAUGGUCUCCAUCUCUUGACCUCAUGAUCCCCUUGCCUCAGCCUCCCAAAGUGCUGGGAUUACAGGCAUGAGUCACCGUGCCUGGCCUUUAUUUAUUUUUACUAGUUCUUAACAUAUUGAGUUAGUUCCUUAGCAUCUUCCAGACACUGGGGAGUUUUAAAAGAAAUGUAUAUGAAUUUAUAAGGAUUUCUGCCUCUUAAGUUUAACCCUGAAUUUGAAAUAAAGCAGUCAUUUUCUCCCUGACCACAGGAUUUUUUUUUUUUUUUGGUAAAUAUUAUGACUUUCCCUUAUUCCUUCCUCAUGGUUAAUUUUCUCUCUUAAUUACUGUUGAUUAUUUUCCUCCACAUUUUUUCCUCUCCCUCUCCCUCUAUCUCUCUUCCUCCCUCUUUCUUUCUUUUCCUCUCUCACUUCCUUCCUUCUCUCCCUCCCAUCCUCUCUUACCUUUUUCUUCUCCAUCGCCCAGGCUGGAGUGCAGCAGCACAAUCUCUGCUCACUGCAACCUUCGCCUCCUGGUUCAAGCAAUUCUCGUGCCUCAGCCUCCUGAGUAGCUGGGAUUACAGGCACGUGCCACCAUGCCUGGCUAAUUUUUGUAUGUUUAAUAGAGACGGGGUUUCACCAUGUUGGCCAGGCUAGUCUCGAACUCCUGACCUCAGGUGAUCUGCCCACCUAGGCCUCCCAAGUGCUGGGAUUACAGGCAUGAGCCACUGUGCCCAGCCCCAUCCUCUCUUACCUUAGUUUCUGAUUUCUUUCUCAUGGAUUCUGCUUUAGCCACCUUUCUUCCCAUGCCUCUGAGAUCCAGGACAUACACCAGUAAUCUCUGACCCAGUUUUGGGAAACAGCAUCUGAAAGUAUUCAUUUUGAUUGUUUUUAUAACCGGUUACUUUUUUUCGGGCAGCGAGGAAGGAAUACAUAGGGGGGAAAGGUCAGUGUUGGUACUAAUCGGGUGACUACAAUUAGUCCUAGCCACUUCAUGAACACACAAGGCCUUUGGCCAACGGCGGCCAAGCAUUGCUUGCUCUAUGUAUUUGGCAGGUUAUUUGGCAGGAAAAGUUACUCAAAACUAAAAUCUUUUCAAGUGUAUUUUUACUAUGUGAUUUUUUAUUAUUAUGUAAAAGAUCACUUUUAGUGUAUUUGCACUAAUUAUUGUAUAAAAGCAUUAAAUUAGCCUCUAUUUUUUUCGAGUAAAAAUGUAAGAAAACUAGAUUUUUUUUUCUCCUGAGAAACAAAAAUUAUGCUAUGUGACUCCCCACGAAAGCCCUGUAGGUUGAGUUUAACUUAGCAAUUUCCUCUACU
Molecule: messenger RNA, 3015 nt
Organism: Symphalangus syndactylus (siamang)
Lineage: Eukaryota; Metazoa; Chordata; Mammalia; Primates; Hylobatidae
Gene: KICS2
Product: KICSTOR subunit 2
Biological process (GO): cellular response to amino acid starvation; negative regulation of TORC1 signaling; cellular response to glucose starvation
Cellular component (GO): KICSTOR complex
Source: RefSeq, a predicted model, not a curated record